Molecule: messenger RNA, 3853 nt
Organism: Hypoxylon fragiforme
Lineage: Eukaryota; Fungi; Ascomycota; Sordariomycetes; Xylariales; Hypoxylaceae
Product: Six-hairpin glycosidase
Exons: 9
Coding region: 615-3674 (1019 amino acids)
Biological process (GO): oligosaccharide metabolic process; protein N-linked glycosylation
Cellular component (GO): endoplasmic reticulum membrane
Molecular function (GO): Glc3Man9GlcNAc2 oligosaccharide glucosidase activity
Source: RefSeq, a predicted model, not a curated record
UUUUUUUUCUUCCCUUUUUCCCCUCAUUGCGCAUGGCGGGCUCCUUUCCCUCUUUUCCCCGUUACGGCCUAAGAGGUCUAGAAGCCCAGAGGCCUUAUUAGAUACCUGACGCAACUACAACACUACAACACUACAACACUACAACACUGAAAUCUUUAUCAAUGCUAUGUACAGUACUAACCUAGUUACUACUAAUGUACCUUAUUAGCUACCUUAUCUACCCUACAUGUAGGUAGCAGGUAGAAAUCUUACUAGCUCUCCCCAAAGCUGCAUAGUCGCCAACUCAUCGGCUUACCUGAACGAGAUAGUCGUCGUCAAGCUCUGCUCGUGUACCUGAACUGAUCUACUGUGCAAACGCCAUUCCCGUCUUCUUCCUUAUUGUCACAUACUCCCUGUCACAUCCGUCACAUUCUGUCACUCUGUUUCCUCUUGCAAGUGUCUCUCUCGGUGUUUUGUUGAAAGCUAGUUCGCCCACCCGCCUUUUAACCUCCCACAAACACAAUAUCACAACUUAUUAUAGAGCCUGUUAUAAUAUCUUUCUUUUGGCCGAUAACUAGAUACUAGAUACUAGAUACUAGGUACCUAGGUAGCUGAGGGCUAAGUAAUCUGCAAAUAUGGUUGUAGUCGACAACUACGAGUACCUCACCGAGGAAGAGAAACGCCUCAGGGAGGAUAGCAACCGAAGUAAAUAUUGGAAGAAAUGGGGUCCUUAUGUCGCUGAAAGGCAAUGGGCUACAGUACGAGAGGAUUAUAGCGCAGAUGGCGAUGCUUGGAGUCAUUUCACACACGACGACGCACGAUCUCGAGCAUUUCGUUGGGGUGAAGAUGGUAUUGCUGGAGUAUCAGACACUCAUGGGCUGCAGAACAUCGCCUUUGCUUUUUGGAACGAACAAGACCCAUUCCUCAAAGAGCGGCUUUUCGGCCUGGCAAACCCUCAGGGGAAUCAUGGUGAAAGUAUCAAAGAAGCACAUUUCCACGUUGAUAACACUCCUCAUUCCUACAUGAAGUACCUCUACAAAUAUCCACAGAAAGCCUUCCCAUACAAGGAUCUUUUAGAGACGAACGCAAAAAGGUCGAAGAUUGAGCAAGAGUAUCAACUCAUCGACACUGGCAUAUUUGACGAGGAUAGGUACUGGGAUAUCGUAAUUGAGACGGCCAAGGAAGCAGAUGAUCCUGAUGAAUUGCUCUUCCGGAUUACAGCGUGGAACCGAGGCCCGGAUCCAGCUCCUCUUCAUAUCAUUCCCCACGUCUGGUUUCGAAAUACCUGGGCCUGGGGAAGGGAGCCAGAGGAUAAGAAGCCCGCUAUCUCCGAAUAUGCGGAGGGUAUGGCUAAGUCGAAGCACCAUAAAUUAGGUGAUCGAUAUGUGCUAUUAUCACCUUCUCCGGGUGUUGGAGUCAGUGGUGAGGAUGUUCAGCCAGAACUCAUCUUUACCGACAAUGACACCAACUACGAACUGCUCUAUGACGGAGAGAACAAGGUCCCGUAUGUCAAGGACGCAUUCCAUCAGUAUAUCGUCGACAGCAAGAAGGAAGCGGUGAACCCAGCAAAGACUGGCACCAAGUGUGCCGCUUGGUUCCAAUUCAACGAGUCAGGGGGCGUUGCCCCCGGCGAAUGCGCUGUUGUUCGUUUCCGAUUCUCGAGAAAGGACGAGCAAUACCUCGAUGAAGAGGUUUUCGAUGAGGUAAUCGAAAAGAGACGCGAGGAAGCAGAUGACUUUUAUUAUAGAAUCAGCCCCCUGCCAAUGUCCGAUGAUCUUCGUAAUAUCCAACGCCAGGCCUUCUCGGGCAUGAUGUGGUGCAAGCAAUACUACCAGUUCAUCUGGGACCAGUGGGCAAAUGGCGACCCUGCCCAACCACCUCCCCCCCCUGAGAGGAAGGCCAUCAGAAACGCACAAUGGAAACAUUUAUACAUUGAUGACAUUCUAUCUAUGCCUGACUCUUGGGAGUAUCCCUUCUUCGCCGCCUGGGACUCCGCCUUUCACUGUAUCCCACUUGCCAUGAUCGAUCCAGAUUUUGCAAAGAAGCAGAUAGACCUUUUCACUAGAGAAUGGUACUGCCAUCCAAAUGGCCAACUUCCUGCAUACGAAUGGAACUUUGGUGAUGUUAACCCACCAGUUCAUGCGUGGGCUACUUUCCGAGUGUUCAAGAUUGAGCGUAAGAUGUAUGGAAGGCAAGACAUUGAUUUCCUAGAGAGAGUCUUUCAGAAAUUACUGAUGAACUUUACCUGGUGGGUUAAUCGAAAGGACAUGGAUGGAAAGAAUGUCUUCGAAGGAGGUUUCCUUGGACUGGACAAUAUUGGCCUCUUCAACCGCUCUGAGCCUCUUCCUACUGGAGGUGUUCUUGAACAGGCUGACAGUACAGGGUGGAUGGCGUUUUAUUCGCUAUGCAUGCUGAACAUCGCCCUUGAGUUGGCUAAACAUCGCCGGAUUUAUGAGGAUAUCGCCACGAAAUUCUUCGAGCAUUUUAUCUUUAUCAGUGAUGCUAUGACCUUCAAGUCCGGCGACAAGGAUGAAAAGUCACUGUGGAAUGACGAGGAUGGUUUCUACUACGAUGCCAUCUCCUGGGGUGGCCCAUGGAUUCAACAACUUCCUGUAAGGUCGCUUGUAGGGCUGAUCCCGCUCUACGCAACCCUUACUUUGGAGCCAGAACUCAUCAACAAGCUGCCGUCCUUCAAGAAGCGGGUAGAUUGGUUUGUAGAGAACCGAUGUGACUUGGCAGAGAGGAACAUGGCGAGUAUUCGGAAGAGAGGCAAGGGUAACCGUAUCCUCCUUUCCAUGGUGAGCAAGGAUCGUCUAGAGAAGAUCUUGAAGCGCAUGCUUGAUGAAGACGAGUUCUUCAGUGAGCAUGGUAUUCGGUCGCUUUCAAGAUACCACAAAGACAAUCCGUACUCGAUGGAAGUCAAUGAACAAACGUUCACAGUGGGGUAUGUGCCAGGAGACUCAGACAGUGGGUUGUUCGGUGGCAACAGCAACUGGAGGGGCCCUAUUUGGCUAUGUGUCAAUUUCCUCCUGGUGGAAUCUCUGCAGCGAUUCUAUCUAUUCUAUGGACCUAGCUUCCAAGUUGAAUGUCCUACUGGAUCUGGAGAAUACAUGCAUCUUGGACACGUCUCUGAGGAGAUCCAACAUCGAUUGCAACACUUAUUUGCCAGAGGCGACGAUGGACGUCGGAGUAUUAAUGCUGGAAGCGAUUUGCUUGACUUUGACCCCCACUGGAAAGAUAAUAUGUGGUUCCACGAGUUCUUUGAUGGCGACACUGGUCGUGGCUUGGGAGCGACCCAUCAAUGCGGCUGGACGGGUCUGAUCGCUCGGAUGAUCCACGAUACGGGCAUCAGCUGCCGCCUCCCACAGACUCCACGCACACCAUCUGUAGGCAUGGCGCAUUACUUCGAUGAUAUCUUCCACCGCAAUAUCAACAUAACCAACUCCGCCAAACCACACAAGGGGCAUAUGCGGCGGUCAUCUACAGCACGGUCUAUCAGUGCACGUAGCGACUUUGACGCAUCUGUCAAUGGCGACGACUUCGACACUCGGAGCGUUGCACCAGAUGACCCUGAACGCGAGGCCUUGCGAAAGGAAGCAGACAGCCACUUGCAUCAGUACAUCUCGGAACAACUACAGAGAGUUAAAGACCAUGACGAAUUCGCCGAUGGCGAUGAAUACGAAACUCACUUAUAGAUGGGAGCUAUACCGGAAAGACCAGGGGUCUAGAAGGGUAAAAUAAGACUCGCGUGAGUAUAUGAGGAGAACAGGCUUAGGUAGAGCAUACGCAUACAUAGGCUGCAUGAAUACUAGAUGGGAAACAAGCUGGUAUACGGUGAGAUGAUAGUCUUAAUAUGAAGUCUUUACACAAUCGA